This is a messenger RNA of Dermacentor andersoni, 1202 nucleotides long. RefSeq lists its product as uncharacterized. Lineage: Eukaryota; Metazoa; Arthropoda; Arachnida; Ixodida; Ixodidae. The record is from RefSeq and is a predicted model, not a curated record.
AUACCGCAACUGCCCAGGGUUUGGCAAAUCCAUCAUACGGGGCCAUUGCUUUGCGAGGCCUUCCAAUUGAAACCUUCCAGAAAAAGCCAACUGCGCAGCGAAAGGUAUCUCAGUUUGCAUCCAGGCAUUCGAUCUCCCAGGCACGCCGAAUUUCCGUGCCGCACAUUGAAGCUUUGAGGCAGCGGCAUUCAUUGCAAAAACCCAACCCGACGACAUGACGCUGUUUUCGCCUCACGAUCACUUUUCCGACAGGCACAUGCUGUUCCGAACGGAUGUCCUCAGAUGCAACGGCGCGCAUUUCCUGUUCACGGUGGGGCGUGACACUGCGCUGCCUCCGAUUGAUAAAGUGCCAGGAUACGAUGGUUUCGAAGUAAUCUUAUUCGGCGUCAGAAUCAAGGACGUUCCUGGAAAGUUGGGGAUACAGUGUACUGUUAGCCAAAGUCAAUUGGCUGCGAUUGAGAUUGACGGCUCAAUACUCAGGUCUGCAAACAGCAAGGGACAAGUGCAACUUAGGCCUUACAAUGACGUGACUAUUAAAGAAAGGGAUAGCUUCGCCAUUUCGUUGAAAUGUGUCGCCGAGAGAGACCAUUAUUUCCACAACUAUUACUACGACGAAAAAUUUAAUCAAGUUAAGAUCCCCUACAUCAGUUUCAACAUCACCACGCAAAUGGACGCAAGCAACUUCAUUAUACAUUCCUGCCACAUAAUCGACCGAAGCGGUGUCAGACUCCCCAGCAAGAACACACCUCUUGAACACUUCUUGAACGGAGGCUGGUGUCGCAUGAGUGUUGGAGCUGUCGCCAGCUGCCAAGCAACGUACAAGGGCAGUGAUGCAAUCCGAAUUACCUCAACCAAAGCUGUCCAAGACCUCGGCAGACCUUCGGGUCCUGAGUUUACAAUCAUUGUACGGCGAACUAUUGAGUAUUUCGUUUUCCUGAUGGAUUACGGCAAAGCGGUGGCCAUAGAGAUUGAAAACGUCUUUAGCAUCUUGCAGGACGACGAUCUUAUGCCGCAGUUCUCCGACAACGUCGGCUUGAAACGCGUGGUGCUAACGUCAAUGUUCUGACCGCUGCUAUUCCGCAGUGUGUGCAGGAACUUUUCAGCUGCUUUAACGGUAACUUUUAAACAGUGUUUUUAAACGGCAGAAUGCAUUUCUAAGUACUCAUCCACUGAUCCGAAGCAAAAUAAACGGCUUAUUCCUG